Molecule: messenger RNA, 5926 nt
Organism: Eleginops maclovinus (Patagonian blennie)
Lineage: Eukaryota; Metazoa; Chordata; Actinopteri; Perciformes; Eleginopidae
Gene: stag2b
Product: STAG2 cohesin complex component b
Exons: 34
Coding region: 273-4091 (1272 amino acids)
Biological process (GO): sister chromatid cohesion
Cellular component (GO): nucleus; chromatin; cohesin complex
Molecular function (GO): chromatin binding
Source: RefSeq, a predicted model, not a curated record
AGGAUAUCCUCCUCCCAGGUCGUCGAAACAACAAACCGAACUACGGAGCAAGCGGGUGAGAGAACGUCCGAAACCGCCUCUGACCGCGACUUUUAAACUCUUUUUACAGAAUUUCAGUGGGAUUCAGACGGAAGCUGUAUAACAAUAUUAAAAGUUAAGAUUCUGCCGGGACUAUAUUUCACAACAAGGUCACAUGCACCCUCUCCUGUCUUGUAUUUUCUGAGGAUAUAAAGCCAGUCAUAAGUGGAAGUUAUCCAGAAGAUGUUACAGAAAUGAUAGCACCACCAGAAAUACCAUCAGAGUUCACCUAUACUCACCAGGAUACAGAUACCCGAUUCUCUUCAGACACAGACUUCUCUGAGGAGCUCGAUGGAAGGAGUGCAACCCCAGCCAAAGGAAAGGGUGGAAAGAAGGGGAAGAAAGCAGCAGGGGAGAAAGGCAAAGGAGGGAAGGGAGCGGGCCGGUUAAAUGGCCACCACCAGGAGAAUGGCAUGGAGAACAUGAUGCUGUUUGAAGUGGUGCGGCUGGGCAGGAGUGCUAUGCAGUCCGUCGUUGAUGAUUGGAUUGAGUCCUACAAACACGACCGAGACGUUGCGCUACUAGAUCUCAUCAAUUUCUUUAUUCAGUGCUCAGGAUGUAAAGGUGUGGUCAGUGGAGAAAUGUUUCGAAACAUGCAGAACUCUGAGAUCAUCCGACGAAUGACAGAAGAAUUUGAUGAGGACAGCGGCGACUACCCUCUCACCAUAGCAGGACCCCAGUGGAAAAAGUUCAAGUCAAGCUUUUGUGAAUUCAUUUCGGUGCUCGUGCGCCAGUGUCAAUACAGUAUCAUCUAUGAUGAGUACAUGAUGGACACAGUCAUCUCCCUCCUCACCGGACUAUCAGACUCCCAAGUCCGAGCCUUCAGACACACCUCAACACUGGCAGCCAUGAAGCUGAUGACAGCCCUGGUGAAUGUAGCUCUGAACCUGAGCAUCAACAUGGACAACACUCAGCGCCAGUACGAGGCGGAGAGGAAUAAGAUUGUGGCCAAAAGAGCUAACGACAGGCUGGAGCUGCUCCUGCAGAAACGCAAAGAGCUCCAAGAGAAUCAGGAUGAGAUUGAAAACAUGAUGAACGCCAUAUUCAAAGGAGUGUUCGUUCACCGAUAUCGCGAUGCGAUAGCAGAAAUCAGGGCGAUCUGUAUAGAAGAGAUCGGCGUGUGGAUGAAACUCUACAGCGAUGCCUUCCUCAACGACAGCUAUCUGAAGUAUGUGGGGUGGACGAUGCACGAUAAGCAAGGCGAGGUACGCCUGAAGUGUCUGACAGCUCUGCAGGGUCUCUACUACAACAGAGAGCUCAAUGCCAGACUGGAGCUCUUCACCAGCCGCUUUAAGGACCGCAUCGUCUCCAUGACUCUUGACAAGGAGUACGACGUGGCAGUACAAGCGAUUAAGCUGCUCACUCUAGUCUUGAAUAGUACGGAUGAAGUGCUGACUCCUGAGGACUGUGAGAGUGUGUAUCACUUGGUCUACUCGGCACACCGGCCCGUCGCCAUCGCAGCUGGAGAAUUCCUCUUCAAGAAAUUGUUCAGCACGCGAGAACCAGAGGAGGAAGGGGCCCCCAAGAGGAGAGGCAGACAAAGCCCCAACGCCAACCUCAUCAAGACCACCGUCUUCUUCUUCCUGGAGAGCGAGCUCCACGAGCAUGCGGCCUACCUGGUGGACUCUCUGUGGGAGUGCGGUGCAGAGCUACUGAAGGACUGGGAGUGUAUGAUCAGCUUACUGCUGGAUGACCCACUGCCGGGAGAGGAAGCUCUCACAGACAGACAAGAGACGGCCCUGAUUGAAAUCAUGCUGUGCACUGUACGCCAGGCUGCCGAGUGCCACCCACCUGUUGGAAGAGGAACAGGGAAGAGGGUGAUGACAGCUAAAGAGAAGAAGACUCAGCUGGAUGAUAAGACCCGAAUGACAGAGCUUUUUGCUGUGGCUUUGCCCCCUCUACUGGCCAAGUACGCCAUGGAUUCAGAGAAGGUCACUAACCUCCUGCAGCUGCCUCAGUUCUUCGACCUGGAAAUUUACACCACAGGACGUCUAGAAAAGCACCUGGAAUCCCUACUGCGUCAGGUCAGGGAGAUUGUGGAGAAGCACACAGACACUGAAGUGUUGGAGGUCUGCUCCAAGACUUACCACGCCCUCUGCAACGAGGAGUUCACCAUCUUCAACAGGGUGGACAUCGCCCGCUCCCAGCUGCUGGACGAGCUGGUGGACAAGUUCAACCGGCUACUGGAGGACUUUCUACAAGAGGGUGAAGAGGCCGAUGAAGAUGAUGCUUAUCAGGUUUUGUCAACUAUAAAGAGGAUCACGGCUUUCCACAACGCACAUGACCUGUCGGGGUGGGACCUGUUCACCAGCAACUUCAAGCUUCUCAACACGGGCAUAGAGAAUGGAGACAUGCCCGAGCAGAUAGUCAUCCACUCUCUGCAGUGCACCCACUAUGUGAUCCUGUGGAACCUGGCCAAGUCAUCUGAGGGCAAUUCCAAAAAGGAUGACAUGAUGACCCUGAGGAAGCAGAUGAGGGCGUUUUGUAUGAUGUGUCAGCGCUACCUCACCAAUGUCAACACAGCCGUCAAAGAACAGGCAUUCACCAUCCUGUGUGAUCUCCUACUCAUCUUCAGCCACCAGAUGGUGUCCGGAGGCAGGGAACACCUGGAGCCUCUGGUCUAUUCCCCCGAGGACUCGCUGCAGGCUGAGCUGCUCUCCUUCAUCCUGAACCACGUCUUCAUAGACCAGGACGAUGAGACAAACAGCACGGAUGGGCAGCAGGACGAUGAGGCGGUAAAGAUUGAAGCACUGCACAAGAGGAGAAACCUCCUCGCUGCCUACUGUAAGCUCAUCAUCUACUGUGUGGUGGACAUGAAGACGGGAGCGGACAUCUUUAAACAGUACAUGAGGUAUUACAAUGAUUAUGGAGACAUCAUCAAGGAGACUAUGAGUAAGACUCGGCAAAUCGAUAAGAUUCAGUGUGCCAAGACGCUCAUCAUCAGUCUGCAGCAGCUCUUCCAUGAAAUGCUGUCUGAACUGGGCCACGGGUUCGACCGCUCCUCCUCUUUAUUCUGUGGAAUCAAAGAGUUGGCUCGUCGCUUUUCUCUAACUUUCGGUCUCGACCAAGUGAAAACCAGGGACGCUAUCGCUAUGCUUCACAAGGACGGUAUCGAGUUUGCAUUUAAGGAUCCCAGCACCCAGGGGGAAGGAGGCCCUCCUCUCAACUUAUCUUUCUUAGACAUCCUCAGCGAGUUCUCCUCCAAGCUCAUGAAACAAGACAAGAGGACUGUCCACAUGUACCUGGAGCGCUUCAUGACGUUCCAGAUGGCGCUGCAGCGGGAGGACUGCUGGCUGCCCCUCAUCUCCUACAGGAACUCCCUGCAGGCCGGCGGCGAUGACGACACUAUGUCGGUGAUGAGCGGCUACUCGAGCAGAGGAUCCUCAAUCCGCUCCAAGAAGAUUAAACCCCCGGCUGUUACAGCUGGAACCUCGGCAGCCAAGAGGAAGCUGCCAGAAGCAGAGGAGAGCAGCAGCAGCGAGGUGUGGCAGCAGAACAUGCAGACCCCCGUCAUGUUGCCGUCCCCGCACCUCACUUCCACCGCCAUGCGAGACCCUAAGAGGGUACGCGAUGACAGCUUCAUGGGAGUGUACCCCCUCCCCCACGACCAGCCGCAGCCCCAUCAACACCCGCAGCCCCAUCAACAGACGCCGCAGCAACCCCCCCUGGACUACAAUUCCCAGGUGACGUGGAUGCUGGCUCACAGACAGCAGGAAGAAGCACGCCAGCAGCAGGAAAGAGCCAUGAACUACGCCAAGCUCAGGACCAAUCUGCAGCACGCCAUUCGUCGCGGCACUGGGCUGAUGGAGGAAGACGAAGAGCCGAUCGUGGAGGACGUGAUGAUGUCAUCCGAGGGCCGCAUGGAUGACCUCAACGAAGGCAUGGACUUCGACACCAUGGACAUCGAUCUGCCGCCCUCGAAGAACCGCCGUGAAAGAUCUGAGCUCAAGCCGGACUACUUUGACCCUGCCUCUAUCAUGGAUGAAUCGGUCCUUGGGGUGUCCAUGUUUUAAGCUAAUAUCCAGAUGAUUUUGACGCUGGGACAGCAGAAGAGGCGCUUUGUAUUUAAAGAGAAUUUUAGAUGCGAAAACAAAAGUGUUUUCUGUAAGAAAAAUCCAAAACUACAAAAAAAAAAGAUCUGGCUUGUACUCCACGUGGACCAACGACAACCCACACUCAGUGUUGCUUGCUCAGAGAGGACAUUGUUUCAAAUAUUUACUUUUAUAAUCUUGGGUAAGCUCUUCCUGUUCGGAAAUAGUGUAACAGGCCACUUCCAAACCUAUUUAGAAAUGAGACGUGUCUGAAGAAAAUCCAUCAUAGCUUUUUUUUUUUUCUCCUCUUUCCUUUUUUUAAACGGGGAUGAAUUGGUGUGUUUAACUUAAGAUACAUUAUUUUGUUCAUGUCUAACCCUUUUUACAAUUGUAGUAAGUUACCAGGUGUGAAGUAGUAAUUUAUAAACAGACUGUAGUAGCUUGCUUGUACUGUGUUAGCCAAGUGGAUGGAGGUCUUUAUGUUUCUGUGCUCCUUUUCCCCCCCCCCUCCCUCCAUCACUUCCUCCUCCCUGUUGUUGGGCCUGUCCUGGCUCCUGGUAACCACUGGCGGUUAAGACGGUGCGGUGUCACGUAGAAUCAGUCCCUUUAUGCUGUGAAGAUUCCCCUCACUGUUAAGCAGUAAGUCCUAGAGCUUACCCCAAGAUUUGGACCACUCCUUAACCCUCCAUCUACUAGAGAAUUGUGCCCCCCUCUCCUAACAAAGAGCAGAUUUUUCUCCCAGUAGUGCCACUGUGUGGGCUCUGGCAGACAGCAGCUCACUCAAAGAAUUACACAUCUCUUUUUUUGUUUCUUCUCUUCAAAAUCCAGCAGCAUAAUGUUGAAAUGGGUAUCUCUACAUUUUAAAUAAAAGUUAUAUAUGAAUCGGUGCUGAUUUUAUAUAUGUGCUUUUGGUUUUUCUUAUUUUCAACCUUCAGUCACAAAGUUUGAGAAAUGUAAGUAAAACUAAAAAAAAAAAAAGUAAAAAAUGAAAGCAUGUGAAGCCAUGCGUCAAGGAAGAUUUUUAAAUUUGUAUUUUUAUGUUUUUUCUUUUUUUGUCUUGAUAAUGUCUUCGGGGGUUUCUACCUUUUUUCCUACAUGUAAAUUAGUUUGGAUAAAACUAAUGAAAAGACUUGUGAAAUUCAGCUUUAAGGUUUUUCUCAACAUUAAAAGGUCCUGUCACAAAAUACUUAAAAUGAUUUCAAAGUGAAAGGUAGUCAUUAAGACAAUACUGAAGAUGAGAGUUAUUCAGCAGCGCUGUGGCAGCUAGACAAAGCUUAGAUUUUGACAUAUAUUUGUCACACAAGUUUUAAUGAAAUGUUUUGUCUACUGAGGUUUUUAUUUUGUAGUCAUUCCAUGCUUAAGCCUUAAACAUGCUUGUGAAGGUCACCUUCUCUCACAGUAAUCUUCCAUGUCAGAGGAUCGGUCAUGUUUAAAGGUGGAUAAUUGGCUUCUUAGAACAUGAAACAUGAGGUGGUCAGAUGUAAUGUGAUAAAGUAGAUGAACAGCCUAUAUGUGUUUUGCCUAAUUAUUUUAUGUAAGUAAAAAAGAAAAUUCUUUUAAGGAAAAAGUACUGUUUAUUGUUUGUUACUUACCACUACAUUGGUAUAAAUUCUUAUUAGAUCAUGUGUAUAUAUAUACAAAAUUUUAAUUUCUUUUACCUUCCUUUUUUGGCCAUUUCUGUGUUUUUUGUUUUUUUUUCUGCACUCUUGCCUACACUCUAAGUUGUUGUCUAUUAUCCCAUCCUCUUUCAGUCACUCUGUUUCUGAUUUGUACUUGUCUGGAGACAGUAACUUUUGAAUAAAAAUCAACACAUUUCA